GUCGCCAGUAUUAAAACCGCCUGCUUAUUUUCCAGGAUACAGCCUACGCUCGCGAUAUAAUAACCAUGCCAGGUCGGAGGCCCUACCGCCAAGUCAUCGAUGGUGUGCCCAGGUGUCCUGUUGUAAUCCCAGAAAUCUUUCGGAAAGGCCUCUCUUUUCGCGCUGCCAAGGGCGACGUUGUGCAGAGCUCUUAUCCGAAAAGCGGGACCCACUGGAUUCAGUACAUAACGCAGCUGAUCCUGAACGGGGGGAAGCCCAUAAGCUCCUAUGAUGAGUUCACCAGCAACCUCCGGGCUAUUGAGUACGUGGACACCGAAGGCUGGGUGUCGUCUAUGCCCUUCAGACUGUUCACGACGCACUUGCCGUUGAGUCGAGACGCGAUGAACGAGGAGGCCAAGUACAUCUACAUCGCCCGAAACCCGUGGGACGUCUGCGUCUCGCAGUUCCGCAUGACCAAAGAUCUCAGCAGCUCGAUGUUUGAAGAUGGAACGCUCGAAGAGUUCUUCGAACCUUUCGUCGAGGGCGACUUGGGCUACGGGAGCUACUUCGACCACGUGGCGUCAGCGUACGCCCUCAAGGAUGAACAGAACGUGUUCUUCGUGACCUACGAAGAGCUCAAGGAGGACACUAGAGGCACAAUCUUGAGACUGGCUAGCUUUCUGGGUGACAUCUACGGCGACGUCCUCCGGAAUAGCUCACAAAUGCUCGAGAAUAUUGUCGAAUUGUCGAAACCAGAGCACAUGAGAAAAGUCAUCGUCAUUAAUUUCAACCAGAAUGAGACGCAGGAAUGGAAUGAGCUCUUUGUUAACAAGAAGAUUACCUGCAGGGAAGGCUACUGUGGAGACAACUCAAAGUACGCGCUGGUCAAAGAAGCCAAGGUGGGAGGAUGGAAAGAAUACUUCACACCCGACCUACUUGCCCGUUUCGAAAAUAAAAUACAGGAAGAAUGGGAUAAGGCAUCUUUUAUAGAGCUGUGGGAAGACAUUCGAAGGGAAGCGGUCGUGUUAUCCUGCGAAUCCACAUAGCACUUGUUCUGCUCCAUACCUUAUUUAUAAUCUGCUACUGUGCACUGCAUAUUGUAAAAUAAACAAAAGCCAAAUGUUUUUGAAAGAAAAUCACUUAGCCAUCAACCGAAUUAUUUCUAUGUGUAGGUGUCUCCGGCAA
Molecule: messenger RNA, 1164 nt
Organism: Rhipicephalus sanguineus (brown dog tick)
Lineage: Eukaryota; Metazoa; Arthropoda; Arachnida; Ixodida; Ixodidae
Product: sulfotransferase 1B1
Exons: 2
Coding region: 66-1025 (319 amino acids)
Biological process (GO): sulfation
Cellular component (GO): cytoplasm
Molecular function (GO): sulfotransferase activity
Source: RefSeq, a predicted model, not a curated record